CGCUUGCCGACGCACCACGCCUUCGGUGCCGUUCAUUCCUUCCGCCGCGCCGUCGACCACUUGCAUCAUGCAGCGGUUCCUUCGUUCCGGGUCAUCCAUCCGCAACUUCAGCAGCCUCCAAACCACUGCCAUGAAGCGCGUGGUAGGGUCGUUGCAACAGAGUGUCGAUAUUGAAGGCAACACGAAUCUGUGGCUCAGUGCUGGUGCCGUGGACGAGCCGACUUUGUCCAUUCUGGACCCUUCACCAGGGUUUACUGCCGCCAUGCGAGAGCGCUCGUUCAACCUCGUCGACAACUUUGACUUACCCAUCAACGGAUCCCAUUCAACUCAACACAUUCGGCAACCCAUGAACGUGGACCCGUUCGCAUUAGUCAAGGAUAGCAUCGUGUCUGUAUCGGCCAACAUCAAGAUGAUCUUGGGAUCGGACCACCCCGUCUUGGAAGCCGUAGCCAAGUACUUCUUCGAGAACGACGGUGGCAAGAAGAUCCGGCCGACCAUGAUCCUGUUGCUGUCCCAGGCAGCGGAGGCUGACCGUCUUGCUGGUCAGUCGACAUUUCCCAAGUCAGCCGAGUACAUUGCAGCGUCGCAGCAGCGCUUGGCGGAAAUUACCGAAAUGAUCCACACGGCGAGUUUGCUGCACGACGACGUGAUCGACGAAGCCGAUACCCGACGUGGCAUGCAGUCUGUCAACAAGGUGUUUGGGUCCAAGCUUUCGAUUCUGGCCGGCGACUUUUUGCUCGCUCGGUCGUCGAUCUGCCUCGCUCGACUUCGCAGUUUGGAGGCCGUGGAACUCAUGUCGACUGCGAUCGAGCACUUGGUCAAAGGAGAAGUCAUGCAGAUGCGUCAUGCUGACAAGAGCGGCGCCAUCUCGCCGUUUGAAUACUACCUGCGGAAGAACUACUACAAAACCGGCUCGCUCAUGGCCAAUAGUUGCAAGGCGUCGCUCGUGCUGGGAGACCAUACCGACCGUGUGUGCGAACUCGGAUUUGCGUAUGGUCGGCACCUCGGGCUCGCCUUUCAGCUCAUUGAUGACGUGCUGGAUUACAGUGGCCAGAACACUGGCAAACCUAUGCUGGCCGAUCUCAAAGCGGUACACUGCAGGUCACGCUCCCAAGGAUCUCACAGCAAUGACGCUUUAGGGCUUGGCAACUGCCCCCGUCCUUUUGGCCCAAGAAGAGUUUCCCGUCUUGAAGGAACUCGUGGCACGAAAGUUUUCGUCGGAAGGAGACAUUGAACUAGCCGCUGACCUUGUCGAGAAGAGCGUUGGACUGCAAAAGUCCAAGGACUUGGCGAUCGCACAGGCGGAAUUGGCAUGUCAAGCGGCGCAUCAGUUUUCUCCGUCGCCCGCUCGUGAUGCGCUGGUGAAGCUGGCACAGCUCGUCAUCACGCGAACCAAGUAGACGUCCGCAUGAUUCUCAGGCCGAACUAAUAGAAACAAUUUCCCGUGCAGACCUUUCC
Molecule: messenger RNA, 1458 nt
Organism: Aphanomyces invadans
Lineage: Eukaryota; Oomycota; Saprolegniomycetes; Saprolegniales; Verrucalvaceae
Product: solanesyl diphosphate synthase, variant
Exons: 8
Coding region: 68-1234 (388 amino acids)
Biological process (GO): ubiquinone biosynthetic process; isoprenoid biosynthetic process
Cellular component (GO): transferase complex
Molecular function (GO): prenyltransferase activity
Source: RefSeq, a predicted model, not a curated record